Messenger RNA from Hypomesus transpacificus, 1759 nucleotides. It is a transcript of the gene polr2m, whose product is annotated as RNA polymerase II subunit M. Bases 180 to 1265 code for a protein of 361 amino acids. The transcript is spliced from 4 exons. Gene Ontology annotation, molecular function: transcription elongation factor activity. Lineage: Eukaryota; Metazoa; Chordata; Actinopteri; Osmeriformes; Osmeridae. Gene Ontology annotation, cellular component: intracellular anatomical structure; nucleus. The record is from RefSeq and is a predicted model, not a curated record. Gene Ontology annotation, biological process: intracellular signal transduction; transcription elongation by RNA polymerase II.
GUCACUUCCUGAUUCCGGUUGUCAGGUCUGCGCAGUUGUCAACAAUCAUGAAAGAAAGAAGUAGCUAAUAAGCACUGACUUAGCGAUAUAAUGUGUAAAACAUCUGUAAGAUGUCAUAUAAAUGAUACCUAAGUCGGGAUAAAGUCGUUUUAAAAGUGUAUUUGUGAGUUUGAGAAACAAUGUCCUCAUCGUGGACAGAACGUCAGGGACAAGUGGGGGAUCUAAGGAACAAGAGCAAGGAAGAACUUUGUGAAUUGCUAUCACGGCAAGAGAAAUUACUGUCCAACAAGCGUUUCAUACAGACCCUUCCAGACAAAGGUAGAACAAUCUUAGACUUUGCAGAGAGAGUUCGUCUUGCUCUGAUCAACAAUGAAGAAGAGGAAAGCAAACAGGACAAGCUGGCAUCUGUCAGGUCAGAGUUACAGUCCAAAUACCAGCAGGCUCUCACACAGAGAGCACCUUCUGUCCACAACAAACCUGAAACAUCCCAACAGAGCCAACAGGGUGGGGAUGCAGCCUUGGGGAGGGUCCAGGACAUGGACACAUCCCCCCUGUCACCCCAUAUGCAGCCAACUGUCCUCAGCCAGCAAGACAACACUGCCUCCUAUGUAUGUGCUGCAGUAGCCAUAGAAACCAGUCCUGCUGGCAAUGCUGGGUUCCCUCAGAACUCCGACAGUCCAAAAGAGAGUGACCUAGCCGAGGCCUUGCAGAGGGUCAGCCUGUCUGAUCCCACUACCGUGGGUUCCAGUGGAUCCUCCAAAGACGUAUCCAACAGCCCUGUAGCUAAUGCUAACCCCUUCUCUGGAGGCCAUCCAAUGAAAAAAACUCACUAUACAGAACUGGUGGAGAGGAAUGAAAAGAACCCUGAGACAAAAAAGCACAAAUUCAAACCUAAUCAAACGCUAAACCCAAGAGCCGACGUCUCCCCUUCAGGGUCCCUGUCCCCCGGCCCUUCCACCGGAGGCCUUGUUCCGUCUCCGCUCUCUGCCGAGGUCCGGAGGGAGCGGGACAGGAAGCACCUGAAUGACAUCACCGCAGCCAGGCUUCCCCCUCUGCACCACAGUCCUGCCCAGAUGCUGUCCCUGCACGAGUCAGCCUGUCUGCUGCAGGAUCAGACCGAGAAACAACUGGAGCUGCAGGCCAAACUGGCAGCCCAGAAGCUGUGUGACGGGCUGAGGAUCAGUAUGGGCAGCUACAGCCCAGAAGGGGGCCCCCUGCCUGUCUACCGGGAGGUUCACGACGAUGAAGACUCCGAUGAGGACUAAUCCUGGGGGGCCAGUGCCUGGAGGGCGGGUAGCCUGACCCAUGACCCUGAGAUGACAGGCUCUGGGCCCUGCAUCAGGGCCAGCAGGGAUUUACCAGUACAAAGGCAGCCAGCCUCACAGGAGAUGCUCAUGGACUUGUUGUAAAGUGAGGAACAGCGAAGUGGGUGUUCCAGACUUUAAGCUCAGGGAGGUGAAUGGAGACAGACUUGGUUAAAGGCCUUUAAUCUUCUGUGAUUUCGAGUUGUCACUUGUGCCGUGUCAGCAUCAACACUUGCUCUAGGGUCCUCACUUUGGGCUGUGUGAGUCUCAUGCUGUGAUCAUCUGGUGGCUGUGUAGAAGGAUUGUCUGUAAAAUCCCCUCACACAAAAGAAUGUGAUAUGUUGAGGCUGCUGUACAGUAUUGUGAGGCAUGUGGUUUAUUUAUCCAAAAGACUGAAAGCCGACGAUAUUCUGUACUUGUGGAUGUUGGACUGAAAUAAAUAUUUUUUAUGAUUA